AGAAUACUCGAAUCCAACGGCGGGAUAGACACCGGAAUUCACUUUGAAUUGAUUCUUGUUCAAUCUCAGAAAAAACAAAAAAACUAAUUCAGCAACACAAAUGGUUUUUGCCCACUUUACAAGAUCCUUUCUUCUUCUUCUUCUUGUCUUUGUUUCUCUUCGUUUUCCUCGCACGACUUCAUCAAGCUUGGAACCAGGAGUCAUUACUAUCGAUGUGAGCCAAGUCCACAAACUUCUUCAUUAUGGCUACACUUUUCUCGAUGUCAGAACCGUUGAAGAAUUCGAGAAAGGCCAUGUUGAUUCAGAGAAAGUCUUCAAUGUCCCCUACUGGUUCUAUACUCCACAGGGUCAAGAAAAUAAUCCAAAUUUCUUGAAACAUGUUUCAUGUCUCUUUAACCAAUCCGAUCGUAUCAUUGUGGGAUGCAAAUCUGGAGUUAGAUCUUUAUAUGCUACUAACGAUCUUGUUUCUUCCGGAUUCAAGAGUGUAAGAAACAUGGAUGGUGGUUAUAUUGCUUGGAUCGAGAAGAGAUUUCCAGUUAAAUUUGAACAAAAGGAACUCAAAAACGAUGAGCUAUAA
Eutrema salsugineum is the source of this 577-nucleotide messenger RNA. RefSeq names its product rhodanese-like domain-containing protein 17. The transcript has 4 exons. The record is from RefSeq and is a predicted model, not a curated record. The coding region runs from base 101 to 577 and encodes 158 amino acids. NCBI's taxonomy places the organism in Eukaryota, Viridiplantae, Streptophyta, Magnoliopsida, Brassicales, Brassicaceae. Gene Ontology annotation, molecular function: catalytic activity.